Molecule: messenger RNA, 2623 nt
Organism: Glycine soja
Lineage: Eukaryota; Viridiplantae; Streptophyta; Magnoliopsida; Fabales; Fabaceae
Product: potassium transporter 1-like
Exons: 9
Coding region: 85-2370 (761 amino acids)
Biological process (GO): potassium ion transmembrane transport
Cellular component (GO): membrane
Molecular function (GO): potassium ion transmembrane transporter activity
Source: RefSeq, a predicted model, not a curated record
CAUUUUCUCCAGCAUUUUUUUUCCUGAACAACCAAUCUGAUAUCUGGUUUUUCCCCUUCACACCCUCUCUCCUACAUCAUCACCAUGAACCCCUCUGAGCAUUCUAUGGAACAGGGAGUAUCUCAGCAGAAUUUCAAGAGGACGUCUUGCACAACUGUGCUUACUCUAGCUUACCAAAGUCUUGGGGUAGUAUAUGGUGACCUCAGUACUGCCCCUCUUUAUGUUUACAAGACCACAUUCUCAGGGAAAUUGAGCCUCAAGGAAGACGAUGAAGAAAUUUUUGGGGUGCUUUCAUUUAUCUUCUGGACAUUUACCAUUAUUGCUCUCUUCAAAUAUGUUUUCAUUGUGAUGUCUGCUGAUGACAAUGGGGAAGGGGGUACCUUUGCAUUAUACUCACUUCUAUGUCGAAAUGGCAGACUAAGCAUUUUACCAAAUCAACAAUCCACAGAUGAGAAAUUGUCUACUUAUGGCACAGAAGAUUUUGCAGACACCUGGCAGUCUUCAAUUUUGAAGUUAUUCUUUGAAAAGCACCCGGGGAUCCGGAAAGGACUUCUGAUCUUUGUCCUGAUAGGAACCUGUAUGGCAAUUGGGGAUGGUGUGAUUACUCCUUCAAUAUCAGUUCUUGCUGCAGUUUCAGGCGUUAAAGUUAAAAUCAGUGAACUCCAUGACAAUUAUGUUAUAAUGGUCUCAUGUGUCAUUUUAGUGGGGCUAUUCUCCAUUCAGCAUCAUGGCACACAUAGAGUUGCUUUCUUGUUUGCUCCAGUUGUUGCAACAUGGCUUUUGUGUAUUAGCAGUAUUGGUAUAUACAACAUAUUCCACUGGAACCCAAAAGUAUACCGUGCACUUUCUCCAAUCUACAUGGCGAAGUUCAUCAAAACAACUGGGAUUGAAGGAUGGUUGUCAUUAGGAGGAGUGGUGCUUUCAAUCACAGGUGUGGAGACCAUGUUUUCUAACUUGGGACAUUUUUCUGCUCUCACAAUAAAGAUAGCUUUCACAUGUCUAGUAUAUCCCUGCCUAAUUCUGGCAUAUAUGGGUGAGGCUGCAUUCCUCUCUAGGCAUCAUGAAGACAUUCAAAGAAGUUUCUACAAAGCCAUACCAGAAGCUGUGUUUUGGCCAGUGUUCAUAGUGGCAACUUUUGCAGCCAUUUUAAGAAGUCAAGCAGUAAUUUCUGCUACCUUUUCCAUCAUAAGCCAGUGCCAUGCAUUAAAUUGUUUUCCUUCAGUGAAGAUUAUUCAUACUUCAACCAGAAUAUAUGGGCAGAUAUACAUCCCAGAAGUCAAUUGGAUAUUGAUGUGCUUUUGUUUAGCUAUCACAUUUGGCCUAAGGGACACUAACAUGAUAGGUCAUGCAUAUGGGCUGGCAGUGACCACUGUUAUGUUUGUUACAACAUGCUUGAUGACACUAGUAAUUCUGAUUGUCUGGAAGCAAGGAAUAAUAAAAGCCCUUACAUGUUUGCUAUUGUUUGGAUCAAUUGAACUUCUUUACAUCUCAGCUUGUAUCUGCAAGGUCCCUGAAGGAGGGUGGAUUUCACUUGUGCUAUGCUUUAUCUUUAUGUGUAUAAUGUACACCUGGAACUAUGGAACAAUGAUGAAACACCAAUUUGAUGUGGAAAACAAGGUUUCAAUGAAUAGGAUGCUAUCUAUGGGACCUUCACUCGGUAUGGUUCGUGUACCGGGAGUAGGACUCAUGUACUCUAAUCUGGCUUCUGGUUUCCCUGCUAUGUUUGGUCACUUUGUUACAAACUUGCCAGCAUUCCAUGAGGUGCUAGUUUUUGUCUGUGUCAAAUCUGUUCAAGUCCCUCAUGUGAGUGAAACCGAACGAUUGCUCAUCAGUAGGGUCAAUUCGAAGGAGCUUGGCAUGUUUCAUUGCAUUGUCAGGUAUGGUUACAAGGACAUUCAGCAGGAGAAAUAUAAUUUUGAGAACAAGUUGAUAUCUUCUAUAGUACAAUUUGUGGAAUCAGAGGAGGAAAGCAUAGAAGAACCAACACAUGAAUUGUCUGCAAAUGAUGAAAACUCAAAUGUGGAAGACCAUGGUGUUUCUCUUUCACAAAACACAUUUGAUAAGUCAUGCUGUGAAGAGAACUUACUCCCAUCUUCACGUGCUUUGCUGGUAAUGAUGAAUGGUGAUAACCAUCCAGAAAAGUGUUUCUACGAAGAUGAGUCUCUGCAGAUUAUGAAAGCUAAAGAGUUUGGUGUUACCUAUAUACUAGGUCAUUCCCUUGCAAAGGCAAAGAACUCAUCUUCCAUCCUAAAGAAAUUUGCUAUAGAUGUUGUUUUUGGAUUUCUAAGCAAGAAUUGCAGAGAGUCUGAUGCUGUUCUGGAUGUUCCUCACACUUCUUUGCUAGAGGUUGGCAUGACAUACUAUGUCUAAUUUUUUAGAGGCAUCUGCUCAGAAGAGAAUAGUCAGAGUUAAAUGUUGGUUUAAAAGAGUGACACUGACAAUGACCUCCAGAGGCCAAUCAAUGGUCAAGAUUAAUCAGAGGUAGAUUUGUAAUCAUUGAUCUCUAGGUCUCCAUAUUUCUGUAUCAAAUAAUGUAAUUAAAAAGAAAAACUGUUUCACACAAGAGAAUAGAUUACACUGACAAAUUUGCUUAUAAAAAUAUGCAUAUUCUAUUAUUCUUUCA